GGCAUACCACCAUCAUGUCAGUCUUCCAACGCGAUCCAAGAGCCGGAUUAUUCUUUGGUGGUGAUAGGGUAUCCGGUCAAGAGAUACGGGAUCAAAAUGUCAUUGCUGCACAGUCGAUCGCUAAUAUCGUGAAGAGCUCGCUCGGCCCUCUGGGAUUAGAUAAGAUGCUUGUGGAUAAUAUAGGAGAAGUGACAAUCUCCAAUGACGGGGCAACCAUCCUUUCUUUGCUAGAAGUCGAGCAUCCUGCAGGACGUAUCUUCGUCGAUCUAGCACAAAAACAAGACAAGGAAGUUGGAGACGGUACUACUUCCGUCGUCAUCAUCUCCGCCGAGUUACUCCGUCGUGCAAAUGAGCUCGUCAAAGCUAAAAUACAUCCUACGACGAUUAUUGCUGGAUAUCGGCAUGCAUGUCGCGAGGCAUGCAAGUUCCUUGUUGAUCAACUAAGCAUCAAAGUUGACUCACUUGGUCGGGAAGCGCUUGUCAAUGCUGCGAAGACGAGUAUGUCGAGUAAAGUCAUUGGCGGUGAUGAUGAUCUUUUCGCGCCCAUGGCUGUUGAUGCCAUGCUUGCUGUGAAGACCACCAAUGCGCGUGGUGAAACAAGGUAUCCGGUCAAAGCAGUCAAUGUACUCAAAGCACACGGCAAGAGCGCGCGAGAAUCGCUCUUCGUAAAAGGCUAUGCAUUAAACUGCACCGUUGCUAGCCAAGCAAUGAAGACGCGAAUCUUGAAUGCAAAAAUCGCAUGCUUGGACAUCAACUUGCAAAAGCAGCGCAUGCAAUUGGGCGUACAAAUUGUUAUAGAAGAUCCGAAUCAGUUAGAAAAUAUUCGUAGACGUGAAUCUGAGAUCACGCUCGAGCGUGUCCGUAAAAUCCUUGCAUCAGGAGCAAACGUUAUCCUCACCACAAAAGGUAUUGAUGAUCUCUGUCUGAAAGAGUUCGUGGAAGCAGGUGCGAUGGCCGUCCGACGGUGUCGUAAGGAAGACCUUCGUCGUAUUGCAAAGGCGACGGGAGCAACGUUGGUUUCGAGUCUUGCCAAUUUGGAAGGUGAUGAGACCUUCGAAGCAAGCAAUCUUGGUUUCGCAGAGGAGGUCGUGCAAGAAAGGAUAUCAGACGAUGAGUUGAUCCUCGUCAAGGGGACGAAGGUUGUCAACUCGUCCUCAAUCGUGCUCCGCGGUGCGAAUGAUUACAUGUUGGAUGAGAUGGAGCGAGCAAUACAUGAUUCAUUAUCCAUCAUUAAGCGCACACUGGAGAGUGGGACUGUUGUUCCAGGUGGAGGUGCUGUCGAGACGGCACUGAGCAUUUACCUCGAGAAUUUUGCGCAGACUUUGGAAUCUCGUGAGCAACUUGCGAUUGCCGAGUUUGCAAACGCCUUACUUGUGAUACCGAAGACUCUGGCGGUAAAUGCUGCGAAGGACUCGACCGAUUUAGUUGCCAAGCUACGCGCCUAUCAUAACGCUGCGCAAAACGCAUCGGCAGGAGACCCCAAAAAGGUCCUGUCGCGAUAUGGCUUGGACCUGUUGAAUGGCGAGGUGGUGGACAACGUGAAGGCGGGAGUACUGGAGCCGACCGUGAGCAAAGUUCGGAGCCUUAAGUCCGCCUUUGAGGCGGCAGUGUCGCUGUUGCGAAUAGAUGAUGCGAUCCACUGCGUGCCGGAGCAGAAGGGCGAACCUGACCCGCACGGUCAUUAGCAGUAGAAUAGAAGUGUAUUGAUUUCAGUGCAAAAAAAUAUAAAUGUAGAGAUCGG
This is a messenger RNA of Fomitiporia mediterranea MF3/22, 1741 nucleotides long. RefSeq names its product T-complex protein 1. Gene Ontology annotation, biological process: protein folding. The transcript is spliced from 7 exons. The record is from RefSeq and is a predicted model, not a curated record. Gene Ontology annotation, molecular function: ATP-dependent protein folding chaperone; ATP hydrolysis activity; ATP binding. Gene Ontology annotation, cellular component: chaperonin-containing T-complex. The coding region runs from base 15 to 1685 and encodes 556 amino acids. Lineage: Eukaryota; Fungi; Basidiomycota; Agaricomycetes; Hymenochaetales; Hymenochaetaceae.